AUGCGGCUUUCCACAGGUCUGAGCUUGCUGCUCUCAGCAACUCUGACCAGUGCAGCGAAAUACUCCGAAUACAUCCUCGCCCCCCACUCCAGAACUCUCCACCCAGCUUCCGUCUACCAGGUCAAUGGCACUGUUGACGGGGCAGAGACUUUGACUGGCGACGACGAAGGCAGUGCCACGUUCUCAGGCCCUUCAGCCGUUACCUACGACUUUGGCAAGAACAUCGCAGGACGAGUCACGCUCAACAUCGGCUCCGUCGACGAAGAUCAAUUCAUCGGCCUCACCUUCUCCGAGAGUUCGUUAUGGAUCUCUGGAGUAGGGAGUGAUGGGACUGCUGAUGCUGGCCCCGACGAGAUCUUGUGGUUUCAUCCGACUGCGGCAGGGGACGUGAGUGUUGCUCCCGAGCAUGAACGCGGCGGGUUUAGGUAUCUGAGUUUGAUACACAACUCGACCGGGAGCGUGGAGGUGAGGAGGGUGGAUGUUUACUUCACAGCGAUGCCGCAUUGGGAGGAUGAUCAGUUGGGGGCGUAUACGGGGUGGUUUCAUUGCGAUGAUGAGUUGAUCAAUCGGGUGUGGUAUGCCGGCGCAUAUACCAACCAACUCUGCACCAUCGACCCACACUAUGGCAACUCCCUCGUGCACCUCAACGAAGUCAACUCAUCCAUGCUAGGCGACGAAACACCCCCGCAAACCUGGUACAAUAACUACACUAUUACUAAUGGUAGCAGCGCGCUCGUCGACGGCGCCAAACGAGACCGCCUCGUCUGGGCCGGUGACAUGGCCAUCGCGGUCCCUGGUGUUGUCGUUUCAACCAACGACCUCAUCACCGUCGCCAACUCCCUCGACUCCCUCUUCGCGGUCCAAAACAAAACCUCCGGCCAACUCCCCUGGGCCGGCCGUCCCUUCCCCUUGAUCCCCUCUGCGACAUAUCACAUGUACACGCUCAUUGGUGUGGCGGAUUACUACCUCUAUUCCGACUCACUAGAGUACUUGCAAGGCAAAUGGGAAGCGUGGAAGCAAGCGCUAGAGCUAUCGAUCUCGCAAAUCGAUGCCAGCGGCAUGAUGAACGUUACAGCUCCGAAUGAUUGGCUGCGAAGUGGCAUGGGCGGACACAACAUCGAAGCCAACUCCAUCCUCUACUACACCAUCUACCAAGGCAUCACGCUCGGCCAGGCCGUCGGCGAAGACCAAACAACCCUCGACACCUGGCAGUCCAAAGCGGAAGGGAUCAAAACUGCCGCCAACGCCCUCCUCUGGAACGGCACAACAAACCUCUACCACGACAACGAAACCACCACCCUCUCCCCCCAAGACGGCAACACCUGGGCCAUCCUCUCCAACCUCAGCACCCCCUCGCGAAGCCCGCUCAUCUCCACCGCCCUGCGCACCCGCUGGGGCCCCCACGGCGCGCCCGCCCCUGAAGCGCAAAACGCCAUCUCGCCCUUCAUCUCCGGCUUCGAACUCCAAGCCCACAUCCUCGCCUCCCACCCCGCCUCCGCCCUCGCCCUCAUCCGCCUGCAAUGGGGCGCCUUCAUGCUCGACGACCCGCGCAUGACAAACUCCACCUUCAUCGAAGGCUACGCCUUCGACGGCACCCUGCACUACGCGCCCUACACCAACGACGCCCGCGUCAGCCACGCGCACGGCUGGGCGACCGGUCCUUCAUCGACUCUUUCCUUCUACAUCGGCGGCAUCCGCCUCCUCGCCGCGGGAGGAAGGGAGUGGGAGAUCCAUCCUCGCCCGGGGGAUCUCAAAUUUAUCGAUGUGGGGUAUGAGACGAGUUUGGGGGUUUUUGAGGCCGUCGUGAACGCUACGGGGGAUGGGACGGUGACCGGGUUGAGGUUCAGCACGCCGCCGGGCACGAGGGGGAAUGUGGUGGUUGAGGGGGGUGGGAGGGGAUACUUGAGGAGUGGGAAUGGGUCGCGGGUGGAGGUGGUUGAGGGGAUGGCGAGGGGGGUGUUUGGGGGGACUACUUGGGAGUUUGUUGCGGAGGGGGGGAAUGGGACGAGUGGUGGUGGGUGGAAUGGGACGGGAAGUGGGACGGGGAGUGCGCCGCCGGAGCAGCAGACGGGUGGGGCGGGGGCGGCGGUGAGAGGUGUGGGUGUGUCGAUGUUGGGGGCGCUUUUGGUUGGGGUGGUGGUUUGUUUGAUGUAA
Molecule: messenger RNA, 2154 nt
Organism: Zasmidium cellare ATCC 36951
Lineage: Eukaryota; Fungi; Ascomycota; Dothideomycetes; Mycosphaerellales; Mycosphaerellaceae
Product: glycoside hydrolase family 78 protein
Exons: 2
Coding region: 1-2154 (717 amino acids)
Biological process (GO): carbohydrate metabolic process
Source: RefSeq, a predicted model, not a curated record